Somion occarium is the source of this 761-nucleotide messenger RNA. NCBI's taxonomy places the organism in Eukaryota, Fungi, Basidiomycota, Agaricomycetes, Polyporales, Cerrenaceae. The record is from the annotation of a GenBank genome assembly.
GUUCCCGUCGAAGGGUGACGUACUGUCGUAAGGAUAGCUCAUGCUACUUAUUCUCUUUGAUAGAGGUCUUUUCAUUUGCGACGAAGACUUCGUGAUUCAGGGAGAGUUGCACCGGUUCUCUCAACUUCGACAACGCGGAGAACGCGUCCUCUUCACCAUCGACCACGACAACGAACAACUGCUUCACCAUGACUUCCGUUGAAAACGACCCAUUCUACCUUCGAUACUAUACAGGACAUUCAGGCAAACACGGCCACGAGUUCCUCGAAUUCGAGUACUCUCAUGGAAGACUACGUUACGCGAACAACUCCAAUUAUCGCAAUGAUAGUUUGAUUCGCAAAGAAAUGUGGGUUGGUCCCUUGGUAGUGAAGGAGCUCAAGCGGAUAGUUGAGUCGAGUGAAAUCACCAAGGAAGACGACACCAACUGGCCCAAGAAGAACAUCGUAGGAAAGCAGGAGUUGGAGAUUAGGGUUGGCAAUGACCACAUCGCUUUUGAGACUGCAAAAAUCGGCUCCCUCGUCGACAUUCAAGAUAGUGAGGACCCCGAAGGCCUACGGGUUUUCUACUACCUUGUGCAGGACCUGAAGUGCCUCAUCUUUUCUUUGAUUUCGCUGCACUUCAAGAUCAAGCCAAUCUAGGCUCGUGCUGCUAGCUUUAGUCAUCAUUUUUCUCCCAGUUUUCUGUGUAUUGCUCAAUGUUAUUUCGUGUAGUUAUCAGCUCUUAUUGACAUUUUUGUAACGUCGUUGAAGUGUAUCCACAUC